Molecule: messenger RNA, 1404 nt
Organism: Ilex paraguariensis (yerba mate)
Lineage: Eukaryota; Viridiplantae; Streptophyta; Magnoliopsida; Aquifoliales; Aquifoliaceae
Source: the annotation of a GenBank genome assembly
AUGCUGAAACCUGAUGCUGAUUGGGUGAGAACUAUUGAUGACAGAUCCACUAGGAGGAUUGGGAAGUUGCUCAGUGCUGAUGCCAGCCAUUUUGUUUCUGCCGCUAGGAGUCAUUGGUGUUCAGAAUUAUUUUCUGUUGGUAUCAAGGUGUUGCAAACUCUUGAAGCCCUCCAUAAGUUCUCAACUACGAAUUCCUUGUCUAUGUUUUGCCAAAGCAUGCCUCUCCGUCAUAUCUUUGAGGUCGCAAAAUUUCUUCUGGACUUCAAGUUUCUUCUUUGCAAUAAUCAUGAUAGAGGAACAUUGCAAAAUUUUGUUCAAUUAUCUACUAUCUACUUUGUAGACGUUUUUCCUUUAGACUGUCGGAAAUCAUUGACAGAGAAUAUGAUCCAUCUGAGAAGGACUGAGCUGUCCCGGACUUUACUUGAAGAAGUUGUUCAUGGAAACAUCAAGGGUAAACUGACCUAUGGGCAAAUUGGGAGGGUGGUUAUGAUGUGGCUUUGGUCUGGAAAACCCACAGAGGAGCUGUACAAGAAGAUUGAGGACAGGUUCAAAGACAAUUCAUCUUGGAAAGCAUUGGUUCAGAACCUCAGUGGGAAAAUAAUGCCAGAAUCUUCGGAGGAGUCACCAUCGAGCAUUUCUGAUGAAGCUCCAAGUGCAAUCUCUUUGAUUUGCAAGUUCCAUAAAGCUUUGGAAGAUGCUUAUAAUGCCAAUUGGAGAAAAGAAGAUGACUAUAUAUCACCAAGUUGCUUCUUGUAUCUUCUUGACCGCCUACUGAUCCUAGCAUUUAACGUCCAGGGAUUCUUUGUCACAACAAAAUCUUCAACUGUUGAAUGGCUUAUUUAUCAGCAAUGGAUGGCGAACCCAGCUGACAGUUCUGCAAAUGGCUUUCAAUCAUCUCUGGCAGCUGUGUAUGACUUUGUGGUCUCCAUAAUUCGGCAGUUUCUUUCUAAUAGACAGGAUAUAGAGGAAUGGAUUAAAAAAUCUAAAAUAAAUUUCGAGAACUAUUAUCCACUGCUGGUGACAAGACUGUUGCUUGGAAGGGAUAACAUUACUUCACAGCUACCAAAGGAACUCUGUGGCGUUCUUCAGCGAAUGAGGAAGGGCAAUGGUUUUAAAAUGAAUGCAAAUGUGCUUGCAGAAGCAUUCAAAAGGAUUGGAGAUCCUCUCGUGAUUGUGAGCUUGAGAAUAAAUUGUGCAAACUUCUUCUGUCCUGAUGCCAUUUUGGUGGACAUGGGGGUAACCCAAUGCAGGGAGGACAUUAUAAGAGUCUUGUUUCCUAGGAACACCAGAGCUCCCCCAGGCAAAACUGCUUCUGCUGAAGGAGAUAUGUCUAAUUCUUGCAAGAAAGGGAUUUCUUUGAAUGGCGAGGAUGGAUCGAAUGUACCUAACUGUGACAUCUUCUAA